This is a messenger RNA of Caenorhabditis briggsae, 507 nucleotides long. Bases 1 to 507 code for a protein of 168 amino acids. Lineage: Eukaryota; Metazoa; Nematoda; Chromadorea; Rhabditida; Rhabditidae. The record is from RefSeq and is a predicted model, not a curated record. The transcript has 3 exons.
AUGAUCAAGUCAAUGAUUCUUGUGGCUUUGAUUUUGGCAUUCGCCUCUGCUAAAACAUGCAAAUACGACAGUUCGGGAUUCCAAUCUUACUGGAGAUUCGCUAAUAAUUCGAUUAUGCUUCAAUUCAUGAAUACUGAUAUUAAGAAUAAUCAAUGGACAGGAAUUGGAUUCGGAGAUGAUAAGAACAACUUGGUCGGUGUCUUCUUCAUGGUCUCCAACAACCAAGUCACCGUUCGCACCGGCUCCACCACCGAGCACGGACCACCAAACUUCAACCAAAACGGAACAAACAUGGGAUCAUCUGUCUCCACUCAAUCCGCUCUCUAUUUCCCAGAAGACGAGACAAUGAGUGCAGUAGUCCAGAUUCCAGUUCAAUUCCAAGGAAGAAACCUUCAAUCCUGCCAGAAGUGGAGGUGGAUCAAAUCCGGAAAGAUUGAGAAUGGUCAACUCACUCGCAACUCGAAAUCUCCAAAGGACAAGAAGGUGUGCCCGAUGGAAUGCAAUUAA